CGGUGCUGACCCCCGAGUGCAUGAACCCCGCGAUUCGGCGCGUCGAGUACGCGGUGCGCGGCCCCAUCGUCAUCCGCGCCACGGAGAUCGAGCAGGAGCUGCGCAAGGGUGUCCCCAAGCCCUUCACCGAGGUGAUCAAGGCCAACAUCGGUGACGCGCACGCCAUGGGCCAGCAGCCAAUCACCUUCCUGCGCCAGGUGACAGCGCUGUGCCUGUGCCCCGAGCUGAUGAAGGACGAGUCCCUGCCCAGCGACGUCAAGGAGCGCCCAGUCCUGCUGGAGGCCCAGGGACACACAGGGUG
Camarhynchus parvulus is the source of this 301-nucleotide messenger RNA. RefSeq names its product alanine aminotransferase 2-like. Lineage: Eukaryota; Metazoa; Chordata; Aves; Passeriformes; Thraupidae. Gene Ontology annotation, molecular function: L-alanine:2-oxoglutarate transaminase activity. The record is from RefSeq and is a predicted model, not a curated record. The annotation marks the transcript as partial. The transcript is spliced from 3 exons.